Molecule: messenger RNA, 3477 nt
Organism: Marchantia polymorpha subsp. ruderalis
Lineage: Eukaryota; Viridiplantae; Streptophyta; Marchantiopsida; Marchantiales; Marchantiaceae
Source: the annotation of a GenBank genome assembly
GUUCUGCGAGAGCCUAUGGAAGCUCCCAUGGGAGGGCAGUGACUGACAAGAGGGCGCGGGGCACCUGGCCCCGUCAUCCACCUCUCCCUCGGGGAUAGCAGAGGCGACUCUGUCGGUCUGUCUGUCUGUCUGCUUGCUGCUACUGCUGCUGCUGCUAUUCGAGCCCAUGUCCACUGGCAGGCUUCGAUCUUGCGCGCACUUUUGAGGUGAGUGCUCGACGACGCGUUGAUGCAAAGAUUCGUCGGUGGAAGUGGCAUGGGAAGAUAGGCGCGAGGAGGAGGAGGAGGAGGAGGAAGUAGUCGAAGCAGGUCCGGUGGUCGUGCUGGGGCUCUCUCCGAUCAUUUUGAUGCUCGGUCGGCGGAGAAAUGUGCAGGGCCGAGUGGAUCAAGUCAAGGAAUGCCGAGGGGACCGCAUUUGAUUGAAAUAGUCGGAGUGUUUCGUCAGGGGAGUGGGAGGUUUUGUGAGGCCUGUAGUGGAAGCGCAGCAGCGAGUGGUGGUGGCGGCGUCGGUUUUGGUUUGAACGCGUACGAGGACCUCCGGACGUAGAGCUGGUUUUGUUAGUGCGUGGGCAUUGGUUUAAUUUGGUGGUGUGGAGAAGGUGAACGAAAUGGCGUGCAUAUCAUCGCGCCUGUCGGUCUCGCCGAAUUUCUCAGGCCUGCGAAAAGCGCUCCCGUCUACCUCCACUUCUUCUACAACCGUUUCUGUGUCGAGCUCGGGUUCGGAAGGAAGUUAUGCUGCGGGCAGAUUAUCUCUGCAAGUGGUGGCGAGUGCCAAAAGAUUUCCCGCGUCGUCCACGCCCUCGAGUCCCAGUCAAACUCCUCCUGUGAAUGCCAUUAGUAGCAAGGUGCCUGAGGAAUUGGUUUCGACCUCUGCGCUGCCAACGAAGCCCGUGUUGGAGACUGAUCCUCUCAAGCUUUGGCAAAGAUACCUCGAAUGGCUGUAUCAGGACAAGGACAUUGGAAUCGAAAUAGAUGUGAGCAGAAUCGGGUUCACAGACGAGUAUCUGGCGAUGAUGCGACCCAAACUUGACCAAGCAUUUCGUGCCAUGGCAGACCUGGAAGGUGGUUCCAUUGCGAACCCGGACGAGGGACGAAUGGUCGGGCAUUACUGGCUUCGUAAGCCCGAGCUUGCGCCCACAGCGUAUCUUCAAAAGCAAAUUGUGCAGACAAUUGAGAGUGUCCAAAGUUUUGCCAAGGACGUGAUUUCUGGGAAGAUCAAACCGCCACCUUGUCCAAAUGGGCGUUUCACACAAAUAUUGUCCGUGGGUAUUGGAGGUUCUGCGUUGGGUCCGCAGUUUGUGGCUGAAGCAUUGGCUCCCGAUAAUCCCCCCUUGAAGUUGCGAUUCAUCGAUAACACAGAUCCAGCUGGUAUCGACCAUCAAAUAGCCCAGCUGGGACCUGAGUUGUCAUCUACCCUCGUUGUUGUGAUCUCGAAGAGCGGUGGAACCCCUGAGACUCGUAAUGGUCUUUUGGAGGUACAAAGGGCAUUCCGAGAGAAGGGCUUGGACUUUUCAAAGCAGGGCGUGGCCAUCACUCAAGAAAAUUCGCUCUUAGACAAUACUGCUAGAAUUGAGGGCUGGUUGGCCAGGUUUCCCAUGUAUGACUGGGUUGGUGGGCGAACAUCAGAGAUGUCUGCCGUAGGAUUGCUCCCCGCCGCUCUUCAAGGAAUCGACAUCCAUGGAAUGCUGGAGGGUGCACGACUUAUGGAUGAGACAACGAGAAUACGAGACCUCAAAACAAACCCUGCAGCUCUUCUUGCUCUCAGCUGGUAUUGGGCUACAGACGGCAAUGGAUCCAAGGAUAUGGUGGUGCUGCCGUACAAAGAUAGCUUGUUACUCUUUAGUCGUUACCUUCAACAGCUCGUGAUGGAGAGUCUCGGAAAAGAGUAUGACUUGGAUGGGAACCUGGUCAAUCAAGGUCUCGCUGUAUAUGGCAACAAGGGUAGUACAGACCAGCACGCCUACAUUCAGCAGCUGAGGGAAGGGGUCCCAAAUUUUUUUGCCACAUUCAUAGAAGUGCUCAGGGACAGGCCCCCAGGUCAUGACUGGGAGCUUGAGCCCGGUGUUACAUGUGGAGACUACCUGUUUGGAAUGCUUCAGGGCACAAGACAAGCUCUAUAUGCGAACAAGCGCGAGUCAAUCACAGUCACUGUGAAUGAAGUGAACCCAAUCACUGUGGGCGCACUCAUUGCUUUAUACGAGAGAGCCGUGGGCCUGUACGCGAGCCUUAUUAACGUCAAUGCUUACCACCAGCCCGGCGUGGAGGCGGGAAAGAAAGCUGCAGGCGAGGUGCUAGCUCUCCAGAAAAGAGUUCUAUCGGUUUUGAAUGACGCCAGCUGUCAAGAACCAGUGGAACCUCUAACUCUGGAGCAGAUCGCAACUCGAGCCCAAGCACCACACCAGGUGGAAAUGAUCUACAAGAUUGUGGCACACAUGGUAGCAAAUGACCGGGCAUUGUUUGCUGAAGGCGACUGUGGAUCGCCCAAAAGCGUUAAAGUCUUCACUGGUGAAUGGGAAAGAUAUCGCCAGAUGUUGGAGAGGACCUUUCGCUUUAAGUAUGCUCCGAAGAUGGACAGUCUCGAACCAUAUGAGAUGUAAAGUACAGUAACCCCUUUUGAAGUCAGCAGGUAGAGGUGCUCAACACGUGCUCGAGCGAGGCUUGUCAAGUGAAGAAUGUGACACCACAAGAGUAACCCUCAUCCAUUGUACAUAAUUAUUAUUAAAGCCGUCGAGGGAAAUUGAGAACUAGUAAAGUUUGGAUAUGUAGAUUGCAAUAUAGAAAGGAGAAGUAGUGGCAAUAAUGCCUUCCCCUCUCGAAAGACACGAAGCUGUGAAUCUAGAUUUAAUGAUAUAGCCAAGGGAAAAAAUCGGUGUGGAACUUAAUGCAUCUCGCCGAAGAAAUUAUAGCGAUUAGUACAGUAUGGACCACUAGCACGAGGACGGUGGGAAAGGGCCGCGGCAUAGCAUUCUCCUUGGUAAGCCACUCCUUGAGCCCUCGUGCCUAGAGAAGAUAGUCCAUUAGUGAGCGUGAAAAUGGUGGGGCGGAGAGGCAACUUAAAGUCUGCGAAUCGGAGGCGUCAGGAGUGUAAUCUCUGUUCAGUUCUAGGAAGUGAGCAUAGAAUUAAAUGCGAAGAGGUAUUCGUAGUGAGAGGCUGAAGAAAUCGUUUUGCGAGAUUGCUGACAUUUGGGCAUCUUUCACUCUGUACCCCUGUCAACGUUUGUCAGUACCUAGGAUGGUAGUGAAAACAUUAUGUCGUCCAAAACGCAGGCACAUUGAACAUGUCGUCCGGCGGAUUAAUGUGGCCACAAACUGUUCACUCUAAAGGGCGAGAAGGACCGAGCUGCACAUUGUCAUUAUAGUGUUCAUAGACCGAAACGGAUGUAAUUUGCCCACAAUGUAACAUUACCGUGCGUCUUUCUCUCCGAUUGGAGAGAUAUUUUGAUUCAGUAAAGGAAACAUCCUGAAUGGGAUCAAUGAC